Molecule: messenger RNA, 216 nt
Organism: Penicillium verhagenii
Lineage: Eukaryota; Fungi; Ascomycota; Eurotiomycetes; Eurotiales; Aspergillaceae
Exons: 1
Coding region: 1-216 (71 amino acids)
Source: RefSeq, a predicted model, not a curated record
AUGCCUUCUGACUUGAGUGAUGAAGAUCUGAUGAGAGAUGAAUCCGAGCUAAAAGACAUACUUGCCACAUAUGACCAAUACGGCUGGCGUACCGAUACACGCCUUAAGCCUGCUGCUUGGAUUCGUCUACGCUUCCAGCACAGUAUCCUUCGAGAGGACAUCCUUGAGCUUUCUCAGGGUGCUAUCACCGAUGAAACGAGCGAAAAGCUGCAGUGA